Molecule: messenger RNA, 1458 nt
Organism: Venustampulla echinocandica
Lineage: Eukaryota; Fungi; Ascomycota; Leotiomycetes; Helotiales; Pleuroascaceae
Exons: 1
Coding region: 1-1458 (485 amino acids)
Source: RefSeq, a predicted model, not a curated record
AUGUCUCUCCUGCAUUCCUCGACGCGCCGCCCUAAACCCCUCGAAGACGCAGACUGCGACCACGAAAUCAGUCUCGUUGACCAUACGGGACCCAAUCCAGUUGGUAGCCCUGCUGAAAAUGAAUCUAUUACGGCCAUCCCCUCCGCGACUACAGAAGCUUCGGACUCCUCAUCGACGAGAGAUAGAGAUGCUUCUCCACGAAAGACCCAUACCAGACAACGCUUACAUGAGCAAAUCUCAAAACGGAAAUACAAGAAAUAUCAGGAUCGUGGUGUAGAAGCAGACGGGAGGGAUGCGGAUGGUGAUGAAGGGGGCGCGGAUGAGGUUGUGACAGAAGAUGGCGAUGGGCAGGAGCCGGCGAACGAAGAGACCGAAGAUCGAGGCCGUACAAGCAUCAAGGAAAUCCCGAAGCCAGAUUCCGCGAUAGACGUCCUAUACGAGAACCAGCGGGGCGGCUUUCUCUGCGGAAUACCCCUAUUCUCCUCCAGGGCCUUGGGAAAUCUCGACCCUUCGGCCUGGACGAACAUUGCUCAGAAAACAAGCGCAACAAAUAUAACCAAUGCGCAAGUCCCUGACCCGUCCUGGAAAUGGGCAUGGAAAGACUGGUCCAUAAACCACGAGAACGACGUGGAUGAAGACGGGUGGGAAUACUCCUUUGCUUUCGCCAAACAAUUUUCGUGGCAUGGCCCAUCAUGGUGGAACUCUUUCGUAAGACGGAGAGCGUGGAUCAGGAAGCGGGUUAGGAAGAAUGCCGGGUUCCAGGCCCCCGAAGCGCAUAGAUUGAACUCUGAUUAUUUUACGGUCCAGCCAGCUGUGGAUAGGAGUCGGAGUCGGCAGUCGACUACGGAAUCGAAGAGAUAUAGCAUUGAUCAACUGGCUUCCCGAAAGAUGGAAGAACCUGAUGCUGUGGAAGAUAUUCGAGAUAUCGAGGCCCUGAUGACGGCUUUGAAACAUGCCAGCAUCGAUAGGGAGAAACUCGAGAUUGUCGAGAAUUUUAUUAGGAAUGGUGGGGAUGAGUUGUGUCAUUUGAAGCAGCACAGGCAUGACAUUCUCAGGAUGUUCAUUUUCCAAGCUUCGAGGAAGAUCUUACUCGCACACCUACAUAAGCUAUAUGAGGAAGCCGCAGAAGAGCUGGGGCAGCAUGAUGAGGAGGGAAAUGAUGUAGAUUCGCCUAAGCAGCGAUGGCUGCGGAACUUAGAGGUGGCAUUGCGAGGUGCUGAUGAGGAAGUCAAGAAGUUGGAAUUUUGGGGUGAUGUCAAGGAUCUGGCGGAGACAGGCGAAACAAAAGGGGCUGUAGAUGAGUCCCAGGGUUGGAAUAGCAGAAUAUGGGAGGGUAUUGAUAAUAGUGGACCAAAGGAUGUUUUGUCUAAUCCAGAGGCUUCUGCAACAGAAAGCUGCAAAAUUGGAGCCGCGGUUUUAGAGGAUACGGAAAAGGGAAAAUCGAAAGCGAAGGAAUAG